CUGGGAAUUGAUUAGCCUCAAUUUGCUGGCUAAGUUACAUCGGGGAAGAAGAACUGUCUGCUAGUGCAGGUUCCUUUGUCCCGGCAGGGCACAUGGGCUAGGCAGUGGGUGAGAGUCGGCUUUUGCUGACUGGCUGAGAGGUUUCCAGGACCGGCUGAGCGUCUAACUACCUGCACAAGCUGGGACUCCUGUAGCUCAGGGAUCGGUCUGCAUUGGCCUGGGGCUGCAGGUGGGGGCGCUGAGGCGGGAUCUUGUGCGUUGCUGCAGGAAGCUGUACGGCGGCAGCCCCGUGAGUUGGGGCGGAGGAGCUGGAAGAGCCCGGGAAGGAAGAUGGCCAGCCCCAAAACCACAGGGCUUUCCUGGGAGAUCACUUGGCUUGCAGUUGUCAUCUGUACCCAUCUACAGAUAAGAGCAGAGCAGGUGCAAGGUGCAUACUUCUUGCCUGAGUUUGCACUUUCUCCACAGGGGAGUUUUCUUGAAGAUACAACAGGAGAACAAUUCCUCAUUUACCGCUAUGAUGAUCAGACCUCCAGAAUUGCACGUUCUGAUGAAGAUAAAGAAGGGGCCUGGGAUGCGUGGGGAGCAUGGAGCGAUUGCUCGCGGACUUGUGGAGGGGGAGCAUCAUAUUCUCUAAGGAGAUGUUUAAAUGGCAGGAAUUGUGAAGGUCGGAAUAUUCGAUACAAAACCUGCAGCAAUAACGACUGCCCUUCAGAUGUUGGUGACUUCAGAGCAGAACAGUGUUCAGCCUACAAUGAUGUCAAGUACCAAGGACAUUUUUAUGAGUGGCUUCCUGUAUAUAAUGAUCCCAGUGCACCAUGUGCCUUAAAGUGUCAAGCUUUGGGGAAACAAUUGGUUGUGGAGCUUGCCCCAAAAGUACUAGAUGGUACUCGCUGUAAUAUUGAAUCCCUGGAUAUGUGUAUCAGUGGAAUAUGUCAGGCAGUAGGCUGUGAUCGACAACUUGGGAGUAAUGCCAAGGAAGACAACUGUGGAAUCUGCGCAGGAGAUGGUUCCGCAUGCAGGCUUGUGAGGGGGCAAGCGAAGGCUCAUGUUUCACCAGAAAAAAGGGAAGAAAUUGUGAUUGCUAUACCUCAUGGGAGCCGCAGUGUGAGACUUACACUGAAAGGACCAGCACACCUUGUUAUUGAGUCAAAGACACUGCAGGGAGACCAGGGAGAACACAGCUUUACUGUCCCUGGAAUAUUUAUCGUAGAAAACACAACUGUUGAAUUUCAGAAGAGUUUGGACAGAGAAACUAUAAAGAUUCAAGGACCUCUGGGAGCAGAUUUCAUUAUCAAGACCAGGUAUACUGCCCCAAAAGACAGUGUGGUUCAGUUCUUUUUCUAUCAACCCAUAAGUCAUCAGUGGAGACAGACAGAGUUCUUCCCGUGUACUGUAACAUGUGGAGGAGGUUAUCAACUUAACUCUGCUGAAUGUGUGGAUAUUCGUUUGAAGCGGGUUGUUCCUGAUCACUACUGUCACUACUACCCAGAAAAUAAGAAACCAAAGCCUAAACUUAAGGAAUGCAACAUGGAUCCCUGUCCUUCUAGUGAUGGAUUUAAAGAAAUCAUGCCCUAUGAUCACUUCCAGCCUCUUCCUCGAUGGGAACAUAAUCCUUGGACUGCAUGUUCUGUUUCCUGUGGAGGUGGAAUUCAGAGGAGGAGCUUUGUUUGUGUAGAGGAGACCAUACAUGGAGAGAUACUGCAAGUGGAGGAAUGGAAAUGCAUGUAUGCCCCCAAGCCCAAGGUCAUGCAAACCUGUAAUCUGUUUGACUGUCCUAAGUGGGUAGCUAUGGAAUGGUCUCAGUGCACGGUGACCUGUGGCCGAGGCUUACGUUACCGAGUGGUAUUGUGUAUUGACCACCGUGGCCAGCAUGUCGGGGGCUGUAAUCCACAACUUAAGCUACAUAUAAAAGAAGAGUGCAUUGUGCCAGUACCAUGUUGCAAACCAAGAGAAAAAAUUCCUGUAGAAGCUAAAGUACCCUGGUUCAAACAAGCACAAGAAAUAGAAGAGACCAGAACAGCAUCAGAAGAACCAAUGUUUAUUCCAGAACCCUGGUCUCCAUGCAGUACUACUUGUGGUCGUGGCAUUCAGGUGCGAGAUGUGAAGUGCCGUGUUCUUCUCACAUUUACUCAGACUGAAAUGGAUCUGCCUGAUGAGGAAUGUGAAGACCCCAAACCAGCAACAGAACGAAUAUGCCACCAGCCGUCCUGCGACAGUGAUCCUGUCCCAUACACCCCAGAAUUUUCACGUGCGGAAGAUAGCAGUUUGAUUUAUGAUUGGGAAUACAUUGGUUUUACUCCAUGUUCAGCCACAUGUGUUGGAGGGAUACAAGAAGCCAUUGCAGCGUGCCUGCAUGUGCUGACAAAACAAGCUGUCAACGACACCCUGUGUGACAAUGCCACGCGACCACCAGCAAUGACUCGCACUUGCAACAUGAAACUGUGCCCACCAAGGUGGGAAACUGGCCCUUGGAGACAGUGUUCUGCUACUUGUGGAGUUGGGAUUCAGACAAGAGAUGUGUACUGCCAGCAACCUGAGGGACCCAUUGUUACUAAUGAAGACUGCGAUGAUGAAAAGCCUCAUGUUUUACAAGCCUGUAACCAGAUUGACUGUCCCCCUGCUUGGCAUGUUGAAGAAUGGCAGCAGUGUUCCCGUACCUGUGGCGGAGGGACUCAGAGUCGCAAAGUUCACUGUAAGCAGUUGUUGACAGAUGGAAGCUUCCUGAAACUUUCUGAUGAGAUCUGCCAGGAGCCUAGAUUGGCUGCUCGUAAAUUGUGUGCCAAAGUUGAUUGUCCCCCUCAGCUAGUUGUAGGGGAAUGGUCCAAGUGCUCUCUAAGCUGUGGUGUUGGAAUCCAGAGAAGGAAACUUGCCUGCCAGAAGCUAACAGCAAAGGGCCAAAAUGUCACAUUAAAUGUAUCAAUGUGUAGCAGUCUCCCUACUUCCUCACUUGUAAGGUCCUGUCACGUGAAUGACUGUAACAAGAUUAAACAAGAAAUUAAACCCAAGCGUCCAGAGAAGCAUGCUGCCCAUGGACCUCAGAUUGUCAGUAUACACAGAGUCUACAUACAGACACGACAAGAGAAACGCAUUAAUUUUACCAUUGGAAGCCGAGCCUAUCUGCUUCCAAAAACAUCCGUUGUAAUUAAGUGCCCAGUACGAAGGUUUCAAAAGUCACUUAUCCAAUGGGAGAAAGAUGGACAACAUCUACAAAACUCUAAAAGACUUGGCAUCACUAAAUCGGGAUCACUGAAAAUACAUAGCCUUGGGGCUACAGAUAUUGGAGUGUACAGGUGUAUUGCAGGCUCUGUGCAUAAAACAUUUGUUCUCAAACUUAUUGGCACUGACAACCGGCUGAUAGAACCUCCAACUUUUAGAAAACACGCAAGUGAGACCAGAGGUACAGAUCACAACGAAGCGAACAGUUUUGGAGCCAAAUGGCAUAAAAUGAGCAAAAUGUGGCAAAUAUGGAGUAAAAAGAAUGAGCUGUAUCUCGGGGAUGGACAAGUUAAUGAUCAGCCAUUUCUGAGACAUGGUGAAACCCAUGUGAGUAAUUCAGCAGAAGAAUACAGCCCUCAUGAAUUCGAGAACAAACAUCUGGAGGCAGCAAUUCUUCAAGGAGCUUACAGCAUGGACACUGUACAGUUCGACAGACUGAUAAGAAACAUGAGUCAACUCAUUGAAGCUGGAGAGGUCAGUGAUGAUCUGGCAUCCCAAGUCAUAUAUCAGUUAGUUGCUGAAUUAUCUAGACCACUACAACUUACUACUGAAAAAUGGAAAGGCUUGAAUGAAGAAAAGUUAGCCUCAAAGCUCACCAGUAAAUCACCAAACGUAUCUGAACGUUUCAACACAAAAACCCUAGUCAAGCCGAUGUUCAAUCAAAAAGGACCUGGUAUUAUAAGGCAAAAACAAGUGCCCAGAAUUUCCUUUAAUAAAACAAUAACUGCACGAAUUGGAAAUACAGUUUUUCUGACCCAGAGUACUAGCGCUGUCAAUUUACUGUGUGAAACUGCAGACAUUAAUGAGCCUAAAUAUACUUGGACAAAAGAUGGAGAAGCAUUAAAAUCCUCUGAGAAAGUGGUUUUGGAUGUCACUGGAAAAGUACAGAUUCUCAGUCCUACCCGAAAGGAACUUGGUGUGUAUGGAUGCAUGGUGGUCAAUGACUUUGGUUCUGACAUGGAAACUUCUUUGCUGUUGUAUGCAGAGGCUCCUGUCAUUUUGUCCCCUGGAAUAAAUGUCACAAAGCUGGAAGUUAGUAAUCUCUCUGUAACUGUUGGAGGUGUGAUAGUGGGAAGAAUUGGAGCAAACAUUACAAUUGACUGUCCCGUGACAGGUGUUCCCCAACCGAAAGUAACGUGGCUUAAGAAGAAAGAAUCCCUACGAAACAAUUUUUUCUUGCUUUUGAAUGGGUCCUUAUUUCUGCAGAAUGUUUCAUUUGAAAAUGCAGGAACAUAUACUUGCACAGCAACCAGUGCUCUUGGAAAAGCAGUAGCCACAUCUGUCCUUUACUUAUUUGAACAAAAGUUUCCAGAGACUAACACUGUAUCAACAAAAGGUAGCAGGAGGAAGCGUGUCAUGAUGGCAUCUGGAAUUGGUACAAAUAUUAGUGUGAUACGUGGUGAUCUGCUAAGGAUAGGUUGUCCAGUGCAUCCUAGUCACAGGAACAUGAUUCGUUGGUUCUUCAGAAAUCGUCCGGUUGAGGAAGUUAAAGACUUGGUAUAUAGAGCCUUGGUUGGGGGACGUAUCCUAGAGGUGAACACUGUGUCUGGUCAAUUUGCUGGACAAUACAGAUGUCACACUUCAACUAGUGUAAAGCCAUUGUCUGUUUGGGUAAAUGUCAAGAAGGAAGACUAUAAAUGGGAGUAUGCUGAGUGGAGGCCUUGCUCUGCUACCUGUGGGAAUUCAGGAACCCACUUCAGAAGGCUGCAGUGUGUGAAUUCUGAAGAACAAAAAGUGAAUGAAUCAUUAUGUGAAGACCGUCAGAAGCCAGUGGUUAGUUAUCAGUCCUGCAACAUACAUGACUGCCCUGCCAGAUGGGUAACUAGUCCAUGGUCUGAGUGCUCUGCUUCUUGUGGUAAUGGAUUUCGCCAACGACAAGUAUCUUGUCAACAAACAAAAGCAAAUGGCACUACAUUGAUGUUGUCACCAGAUGCCUGUGUCAACAAGGAUAGUCCACUGGGAAAGAAAAGGUGCACGGUUCGUUCAUGUACAGAGUGGAUAAUUCAGUCAUGGGGACAGUGUUCUGGUCGCUGUGUUGGCCAUGCUGUGGGUUUACAGCACCGUCACAUUAUAUGUAAACAUCACAAUGGAUCUCUCGUUCCAGAUUCUUAUUGUGACGAAAAAAAAAGAUCAGCUGUCAGAAGAAACUGUUCUUCAGAGAUGUGUGAUGUGUAUUGGCGGACAGGUCCCUGGAGGCCCUGCAGUGUAGACUGUGGAAGUGGAUUCCAGUCACGACGAGUAAACUGUGUACACAGGAAGAAGAAUAAACCUGUGGCUGAUCAGUACUGUGGGUGGAGGAAGAGACCAAUGACCUGGCAACAUUGCAAUGUCACUUCCUGUGGCAAAGGCGAAUGCAAGGAUACAACUCACUACUGUACAUUUGUAAAACAUCUAAAGUUAUGCUUAAUAGACCUCUACAAGCAAAGGUGUUGUCAGUCAUGUCAAGAAGUGUAAUUCUUCUGUGGAAAGUUCAUGAUGCUGCAGUGAAGAGAUGAGAAAACAGGUUCAUUAAAUCUAGACUGUUCAAAGAAUAUACUUGUAAAUAAGACAGUAGGCCUAAUAGUUAAAUGGAUACAUGGGAUUGAUGAAAAACAGCAUUGUAGAUUGAUAUGCUUGAGCGGAAAUUUUGCUGGAAGCUUACAUUGGCCACUCUACUGCAGUGGAACAUUUAAUGUUUUAAACAUUUUCAUGUCUGGAUUAAGAGGAGAAUAUCAUGGCACAUCAUCUGUGGAACGUCACAGGUCAUCAUAGUAUAAUUUUAUUGGGAAAAAACAACCUUAUCUAGAAAGCACCAGGUAAUGCUUACUUCCCUUUACUUAUAAGAAAGUCUAAAUCACAAAAUCCUUUGAAGAAUUUUGGAAUGCAGCAACUGAUGUCCCUUUUUAUUUUCAUUGUGUUAUCAAAUUUAACAAGAUAUUUAAAUCUAUAGAAGCAGUGGCUUGUAGCUAUAACGUUUUUUGGCAGUGAUUACAUUUUCAUAAACAGCCUGAGCUUAAACUAUGAAUAAGGGUCAAUCUCACAGGACAAUUUUAUUGAGAUUAGCUGUCGGCUGGAUACACAGCAGUACAUUUCAUUUUUCAUUCCUGUAUUUAUGUGUAUGCAUUGUAGAUGCUGUUAUGAUUUUCAAAACAGCAAUGGUUCUGUUUUUGAAUAAAUGAGGUGUCAUUUUCCUUUGCUCCUAUUUUUGUACUCCAGUCUCACUGAAAUAUGAUCAAAAUAGUGGCAUGAUUAAUCUUCUCUAUUGAUCUUAAAUUAGACUCAAGACUUUCUUAUAAGAGCUGUGAAUGAAAUGUUCAUGAGCACUAUUCUCCUGCUCAUAGUCAAUUGGGGACGUAAAGCCAGUAACUGGUCAAAUGUGCCUGUCCAACUCUAUCCCUUCAAUAAAUAUUUUCUAUUUUCCAGUCAUGGAAAAAAGUAAGAGGAAAGAGUUGUUAUAUAUGAAGAUAAAUGUGUAAGAAAUCAAUUUCAAUCAAGCUGAUUUUUCAUCAUGAUCAUUAUCCAUUCAAGCCUUUUGUGUGUUAGUAAAUUCUGACCAUGACAUUCUUAAGUAAAUCUUUUUCUGGACUACAAAUUAUAUGCCUGAUAGGGCUAAACAUUUUGCUUUACCCCAGAGAAGCCUGCACAAGGCUGAAGAUGGCAUUUUUUUCUUUUGCAGCUUCCAACUGUUGCACAAAUUGGAAGCCUGAAUGCAUAUCUUGAAUUGGAGCCUGCGUUAGUAGAUUAUUAGACUGCAUUGAAUUGUGAUUAGUAGGCAUGCUGUAAGAACAAUUUUAGAAACAGUAUUCCUAUACCAUGGGUUUGCAUCACUGAAAAUUAGACUAGCACUACUGUAUAGAAAGUGUUUAAAGUGGGCAGUUGUGUUCUAGCUGACUGCAAAGGGAGGAUAUUCCUGAUCAUUACCUUUUUAAUCAAUAAUGGGUCUUGAUUGCUUAAGCAGUUUUUUAAAUUAAAAGAAAACACUUGUAAAAUACUUUUGUAUAUAUUUAUUGUCUGAUUUUAAAGUGCAAUAUUUUGUUUUGUACAGUGUGUAAUAAAGAUUUUGGGACAUAUAUUUUUCUUAUUACCAAAAUUUCUUAUUCAUGUUUUUUCUUUGUAUUUAAAGUUUUUAAAUGUUAACACAUAGCACUCCUUUGCUUCUUUUAUUUUAUCUUUGGUUAAGUAUGCAUGCUAUUUGGAGGCAGUGCUGUAAAUGAUUGUUAUUGCAAUUGGCAUGACAUUCCUCUAGGUUAUUUUUACUGCUACUCCAGUAACCAAAGAUGGCUAACAUUUAUUUUUCAUUGAUAUUUCUGAAAUAAACUCUACUUUAGUUAUUCAUCUGCA
Molecule: messenger RNA, 7536 nt
Organism: Chelonia mydas (Green sea turtle)
Lineage: Eukaryota; Metazoa; Chordata; Testudines; Cheloniidae
Gene: ADAMTSL3
Product: ADAMTS like 3
Exons: 31
Coding region: 331-5670 (1779 amino acids)
Biological process (GO): extracellular matrix organization
Cellular component (GO): extracellular matrix
Molecular function (GO): metalloendopeptidase activity
Source: RefSeq, a predicted model, not a curated record